This is a messenger RNA of Funneliformis caledonium, 4002 nucleotides long. NCBI's taxonomy places the organism in Eukaryota, Fungi, Glomeromycota, Glomeromycetes, Glomerales, Glomeraceae. The record is from the annotation of a GenBank genome assembly.
AUGUCAGAAUUUAUUUUUGGAGCAGAAAUUUCCAAAAGUAUCGAAAUUACAAAGACCGCUUUUAAAGCUUCGGGAACCGUAGAAGAAGCCAUUAAACCAUAUUUACAAUUAAUCGCGGUUGUUACAACUUUGAUUGAUGAUAUUAUCAAAAUUUAUGAUGGUGUGGAAUCUAAUAAUAAAAAAAUUUGUAGUUUUUUGAUGGAUAGAGUUUAUAUUGCUGAAAUUUUUAUUAAAAUUUUAAGCAGAAGGAAACAAGAGAACGAAAAAAAUUUUCGCAACAUGAAAUAUUAUUUGACUUUUGCAAGGUUUACUAAUGUCAUGAAAGAAAUUAGGGAUUUUAUUAAAGAUGUCUCCAAAUUACAAUUUUACAAAAAAUUCUAUGAAUUUAAUGGUUUAGUUAGUGAUUUUGAGUCCGUGAUGAAGGAUUUGAAUUUCACCGAUAAAGAGCAGCGCAGAAUUGAUCAACUAGCCCUUACUGAAGAUUCUUCCGAAAUGGCAAAGGCAGCUCUUGAAGCCGAAGAAAUUAUAGAAACCGAAGGUGAUGUAAACGAAAGAACCAAGACUAUGGGUAAUCAAGGAACCGAUAAAACCGCAGAGACUAUGGGAUCUGAGAGAGUUGUAGAUACGCAAAGAACUGAAGUUGCCGUAGAAGUUGUAAGUACCGAUGUAACCGUAGAGACUAUGAGGACUCAAAGAACCGACUGUGUUGUUGGAGUUGUAGGUACCGAAGCAAAUGUAGACACGAUACGAACUGAAGGAACCGAAGGAGCUAUGGAAAAUCAAAGAACUUUAGAGACUGUAGGAGCUUUAGGAGAAGCCAUUAAACCUUAUAUACCAUAUAUUGCGAUUGUUACAACAAUUAUUGAUAAAAUUUUUUCGAUUUAUGAAGAUAUUGAAUAUAACAAAAAGAUUUGUAAUGCUUUAAUGGAUAGAGUUCAAAUAGUUGAUUAUAUAUUAAAGAGAAGAAAAUGGAAGGAAAAUCUUCUUCGUAAUAAAGAAUAUUAUUUAGCUUUUAUAAAAUUAAUUGAAAUCAUGAGAAGAAUUAAAAACUUUAUUAUAGAUGUCUCCCAACUAAAGGGUUACAAUAAAUUCUUACACUCCUCUAUUAAAGAUACCUUUAAUGAUUUAGUCUACGAUUUUGAUAUCAUUAUAGACGUUUUGAAUUUCACAACGACAAUUGACAAUGGAGAACAGCGUAAAAUUGACCGGAAGGCUCUUGAUGAAGAUAUAGUCGAAAUGUCCAGAUUCUUGGAAAGGAUUGAAGGUGGUAUUACUACUGGUAAUAACCAAAUUAAUCUAGACGUUAUAUUAAUUAAUAAUCAAAUAAAAGAAAUUAUUGAUAUGAAUCGAUGGAAGGCUGUUGAGAUUAUUAAAACAAAAGAAAUAGAACCAAAUGAGCUUUCUGAUAGUCGUGAGAAAAGGAAACAUUAUCCUAUAAGGAAAUUCUUAAAACAAAGUAUAGAUGUCGCUUGUAUCAGAAAUGAUAACUUAAGUUCGAGAAUAGUUAUUUUAGAACUUCUCAGUUAUUCUCCCAACGUUUUGAAAUUUUAUGGACUUUCUUAUGUCGAAAAUCACCAGGUCAUGGUAUUUGAAUGGGCCGAACAUGGAAACCUACGCGAAGUUUAUAAUACAUACGAAAUCUCUUGGGUUGCAAAGGUAUCUAUUGCUCUUGGUAUCUGUCGCGGAAUCAUUUUCUUACAUUCCUGCUCCGUGCUUCAUCGAGAACUCCGUUGUGAAAGCAUUAUGAUGACUUCGCGUUUGGAACCUAAAAUUGCAAAUUUAGAAUACUCACGUCCUGUUGAUGAUAAUACAACUUGUCUUUCUAAUAUGACUGAAAUUAUGCAUUGGCUUGCUCCCGAGAACAUGAGAAAUUAUCGAUACAACAUGAAAUGCGAUAUUUUCAGUUUUGGAAUGCUUCUUUGGGAAUUGAUUUUUCAAAAAAUUCCUUACGAGCAUUGGGAUUUCUAUCAAAUAAAAGAACAUGUUUUGUCUAACAAACGAGAAAAGAUUACUUUUGGUGGAGAAAAUCCUGAUAUUCAAAACCUACAAAAAAGUUAUGCGAAAAUUAUCGUUUCGGCUUGGCAAGAUGAUCCUCAAAUUCGAGCUUCAUUACAACAAAUUUUCUUGAAUUUACACGACUUAUAUACAACACAUUGCUCUUCAGGGUACAAUUCUUCACUUGCCCUUAAACCUUUAGAUUUGGAUGGAUCAAAAGCAGUUUCCGUUAGCGAUAUAGGAGGGUUAGAUUUGCCAGAUUUUGAUAUGGAAUUCUCUAUUAGUGCUGUGCAAGAAAUAAUGUCACUUGAGGAAGGUAUUAAAGCUUAUAGAAGAAGCGACUAUGCGACAGCAUGGGAAUGUUUUAAUGCACACGCAGAGUUGGGUAAUACCAAAGCCAAAUAUUGGAAAGGAUAUUAUUUAUGGGAAAACUCUUCUGAUCAAAAAGAUCAAGAAGAAGCAUCAAAAUUAUUUAAAGCAGCUGCUGAUGACGGAUUUGCAGAUGCACAGUUACGAUAUGCAUUUAGUUUAAUUGAAAAUAAUGGAAUUAACUUACCGGUAUUUAUUGAAUAUCUUACGAAAUCUGCAGAUAAUAAUAAUAAUACGGCUCAAUUUAAUCUAGGCGAUUUAUAUAUUAAUGGUAAAUUUGGUGUGACUAAAAAUACCAUUAAAACAACGACAAUAGAGCCACAUGAACUUACAGAUCCUCUUGGAGAUAAACCAACUGAUUGUGGGAUUGUGAAAAAGUCCAUAAAAUUUAGUGUAGACGUAGCUUAUACUCCCACUAUAAUCCAAGAUGAUGAUUUCAUGAAAACUAUAGCUCAUUUUACUAUGUUAGAAAAACUUCGUUACUCUGAUAACAUUUUGAAAUUCUAUGGACUCUCCCAUAUUGAUGAUCAAUUGGUAACGAUAUUUGAAUGGGCUGAAUUAAGAAACCUUUGUGAUGUUUAUAAUAUAUAUGAUAUUUCAUGGACUACAAAGGUUUCUAUUGCUCUUGGUAUUUGUCGUGGCAUCAUUUUUCUGCAUUCUUGUUCUAUUCUUCAUCAUGAUAUUCGUUGCGCAAACAUUAUGAUUACAGCACGUUUAGAACCUAAAAUUACAAAUUUUAAAUGCGCACAUAUAAUGUUCGAUGGGGUCUCUAAACCUAAAAAAACCUUUUAUGAAUCAAUACCAAAUUUAGACGAUGUUAUUAAUUGGAUGGCCCCAGAAAAAAUUAAAUAUUUUAAACUUCAUCGAUAUGAUGUAAAAUGUGAAGCAUUUAGCUUUGGUAUGUUAAUGUGGGAGCUUGCCUUUGAAAAAGUUCCUUAUAAAGGUUGGAAUGUACAUAAAAUAAAGAAUCAUGUUCUAAACAAGUACAGGGAGACAUUAGAAAGCAGAUCAAAUAAUGAUGAAAGUUUUCAAGAGAAAUAUUUUGAAAUCAUUAAAAAUAAUUGGCAUCAUGACUCACGGGAGCGUUCAAGUUUUCCCACUAUUUUCAAUGAACUUAAUGAAUUAAUUGGUAGUUACCAACAAAAUGGAUUUUCUCAAAGUUUAGUUCCAAAAAAUAUUUACAUAUCACAGGCUGAAUCCGUUGAUGAAUUAGAAAAUAAAGCAAAGGAAUGGAUUGAAGAUUCGAUUAAACGAAAAGUUAUUAAAUCAAUAGCAUGGUCCGAAUUUAAUUCUCAUAAAAUGUUAUCAGCAGGAAAUUUUGGAUCAGUGCAUCAAGCAUAUUGGUCUAAAACUCAUAAACAUGUAGCAUAUAAAACAUUAUUUAUUACACCAGAUAUUAAAUAUAAGAUGUGGGAAGCAUUUAGACAUGAAAUACAAUUACAAAAAAAUCUUUCAACACUUUUGUUGCCAGAUACAAUUGAUUCCUUAACUCUUUCACCAGCAUCAGCAAGUUCAAGCUCUUUAGUUUCUUCAACACUUUCAUCAGAAAGCACAGUAAUUUCAUCAAGAACUUGCAUUGAUGAUUCAUUGAUGAUAAAUAUAAAUCCAUCGGAUUGGGCUGAGGAGGAAAAUUCUUAA